This is a messenger RNA of Dentiscutata erythropus, 127 nucleotides long. NCBI's taxonomy places the organism in Eukaryota, Fungi, Glomeromycota, Glomeromycetes, Diversisporales, Gigasporaceae. The record is from the annotation of a GenBank genome assembly.
UGGAUCGAGCAAUUGAAAGACACAGAGUAGCAAGGGCAGCCCGUCAAAGAAAGACACCAGGUCGUGAUAAUGACAAGCGUUCAGCAUUUUUAAAAGAUUAUUAUUACUACAAUGAAUAUCAUAAAAG